Brassica oleracea var. oleracea is the source of this 1054-nucleotide messenger RNA. RefSeq names its product probable carbohydrate esterase At4g34215. The coding region runs from base 136 to 942 and encodes 268 amino acids. The transcript is spliced from 2 exons. The record is from RefSeq and is a predicted model, not a curated record. Lineage: Eukaryota; Viridiplantae; Streptophyta; Magnoliopsida; Brassicales; Brassicaceae.
UCAACUAAAUAGUACUAAGAAAGAGACAAAACAAGAAGACUAAGAAAGUAAACAACAUUGUUCUCUCGUGCAUCUUACUUCCAACUAUGUCUUUAAUCUGAAUCUCUCGAUCUUAGUCUCCUCAUUUCGAAAACAAUGAACAAGCUAUUUUUCUACUUCAUCGUUUUUCUUCUUUCUCCACCACGAAUCCUUUCCCAAACCAUUCCAAGAAACAUCAGCAUUUUCAUAUUGGCCGGUCAAAGCAACAUGGCGGGUCGAGGCGGCGUUUAUAACGACACCACCAAAAACAUCAUCGUGUGGGACGGCGUAAUUCCUCCGGAGUGUCGAUCAAACCCUUCAAUCCUCCGCCUCACAGCUAAGCUCGAGUGGGAAGAGGCUAAAGAGCCACUCCAUGCUGAUAUUGACGUUAACAAGACUAAUGGUGUUGGACCGGGGAUGUCAUUUGCAAACCGGGUGGUAAACCGGUUUGGUAAGGUAGGUUUGGUUCCUUGCUCUGUAGGUGGGACUAAACUAAGCCAAUGGCAAAAGGGCGAGUUUCUUUACGAGGAGACAGUGAAAAGGGCCAAAGCAGCUGUGGCUAGUGGAGGUGGCUCGUACCAAGCGGUUUUGUGGUAUCAAGGUGAGUCGGAUACGGUGGAUGUGGUGGAUGCUUCGGAUUAUAAAAAGAGAUUAGUCAAGUUUUUCAAUGAUCUUCGAAGUGAUUUACAACAUCCAAAUCUUCCGAUUAUUCAGGUGGCUCUUGCUACAGGCGAAGGACCAUAUCUUGACGUGGUAAGGAAAGCACAACUGGAGACAGAUCUUGAGAACGUGAAUUGUGUUGAUGCAAUGGGUUUACCUCUUGAACCGGACGGUUUGCAUCUGACAACAUCUUCUCAGGUCCGGCUUGGUCAAAUGAUGGUUGAUGCUUUCUUGGCCAUUCGGCCCAUUCCUAGUUCAGCCUAAUUAUUCUCUGGCUUGUCCGUCCUUGUUCUAUUUCCGUUAUUCCUUUUAUAGUAUUCUUUUGGACCAACAACCUUAACAAUUUUGGAUACUUCAAGAUAUAUUGUUCCAACUA